Molecule: messenger RNA, 420 nt
Organism: Anopheles maculipalpis
Lineage: Eukaryota; Metazoa; Arthropoda; Insecta; Diptera; Culicidae
Gene: EloB
Product: elongin-B
Exons: 3
Coding region: 52-405 (117 amino acids)
Biological process (GO): transcription elongation by RNA polymerase II
Cellular component (GO): VCB complex; elongin complex
Molecular function (GO): protein binding
Source: RefSeq, a predicted model, not a curated record
AGACGCAGAAGGAUAGACGCCGCAGCAGCAGUAGUGAAUUACUUUGACAAAAUGGAUGUAUUUAUGAUGAUCCGGCGGAAGAAGACAACGAUUUUCACCGAUGCCAAAGAGACGACGCCGGUGUACGAGCUGAAGAAAAUGAUCGAAGGAAUACUCAAAGUGCCUCCCCGCGAUCAGCGACUAUACAACAAAGACAACAUGCUAAUGGACGACGAUAAAACGCUGCAGGAUUGCGGGAUCACGGUCGUGACGGCGAAAGCGCAAUGUCCCGCCCAGCUUGGUUUAGCCAUACGCGAAAACGGCGAUUUUGAAUCGCUCGAGCUGACGCCCUACUCGUUGCCACCCGAUCUACCGGAUGUGAUGAAAAACCAGGACACCGCAAAUGGCCAAGAUCAACUCGCCUAAAGAGGCCAAAGCUAG